AUGAAAAAGAAAAAGAACAAGUCCUCUUGUUACUCCACGUUUGAGUAUAGCGACGUUUACCCCGAGGAAUCCAACCCUCCACCACCAGAGGCACACGAUAGGGAGGAUCAAGAGACCAUUCUCGGGCUCAUUGCGAGCUUGCAUCUCAAUUCGGAUUACAGCGAUUUGACCAUUAUUUGCAAGGAUAAGAUUCUCUCGGCCCAUAAGCUUGUUGAAACCGAACAUCCGAUUCGCCUAACCGAGAAAGACCCAAUCCUCAUUGAGAAAAUGCUGGAAUUCCUAUAUACAGGAAAUUACACCGCUCCAUCCCCUACGAAAACCUCAGAAACCACACAGGCUGAUGGUGGAGACGUACCCGUGAUGGAUAGGUGGCCCGCAGAAGAGCCGUCGUGGGAGCACCAACCAGAAAAUGAUGUCACUGAUGAAGUUGAGGCGCAUUUAGAUGAGCACUUCACUGAAACAGUUACGAGAACCCUGGAGAACACACCAGAGACCCUUGUACCUGGGCUACAGAUGAAUGAGAACCCAGCUUCAAUUGACGAAUUUCACCCAGAAUACGCAAGCAAGGAAGGGGAUAAAGGGGGCCUUGCAGAGCCAAUCGUGGAUUCAUUAGCCGACUGUCAUCCAUGUUACUUCCACGUGCGCAUGUAUGGCGAAGCGGACUACUUCAUGAUCGACGACCUAAAAAGCAAAGCAGCAGUGCAUUUCUGCGCGUCAUUCAUGAGUUCUCCCGAAAGAGAGUCCUUUGCAGACACCGUCGAGGAACUGUAUUCGACACGAGCCAAUUACCAGGAGCUGAGGCAACUGGCGAUCGAAAUGCUAGUUGCUAAUCUGCCGAAUCUCCGAAACGGACCCACGCCGGUAAUUACUUCAGAACUGAUGAAGUCGAUUCCCAAUUUCACAUACGAUUUAUUUCAAGCCACUCUAGAUAAGUACUAG
Penicillium arizonense is the source of this 939-nucleotide messenger RNA. Its product is annotated as BTB/POZ domain-containing protein. NCBI's taxonomy places the organism in Eukaryota, Fungi, Ascomycota, Eurotiomycetes, Eurotiales, Aspergillaceae. The record is from RefSeq and is a predicted model, not a curated record. Bases 1 to 939 code for a protein of 312 amino acids. The transcript has 4 exons.